Molecule: messenger RNA, 2439 nt
Organism: Symbiodinium necroappetens
Lineage: Eukaryota; Dinophyceae; Suessiales; Symbiodiniaceae
Source: the annotation of a GenBank genome assembly
AUGAUGACCCUCUUCAUCGAUCUUCAGGGCUUUUACGACGGCAUACGCUGGCAGCGCGUGCUAGGGCAGGGCUUAGACCAGGGCUUCCCAGCCCCAGCUCCAAAAAGAUUUGGGGAUAGAUUCUGCUGGUGCCCGAAGAAGGCCAGGGUGCGUGUCCUGCGUACCAGCCCUUUUGCGGCAGCCAUGUAUGGGCAUGAGGCACAGGGCAUAGCACCAAAGCGCCUCAAGGCCGAAGCAAUCAUCAGGUGUGCGCUGGCACAUGGGCCAGAAGGUCGCACUUUGAUGCUACAGGCAUGGCGGCCGUUGUGGCAACGCCAGUCUCAAACGCGUUAUGGCUGGCAGAAGGUGUCCGGACCUCUUCAGUACUUGCAAGACCUGGAUGUGGAUGCCCAGGAUCCUUUGUGCUGGAAGUGGGAAGAUCAGACGCUAGAGCUGUCCACGGACGACCCCUGCCUACAGGGCAAGGUCCGCGCCUUUAUGGCGCAGGUGGUAGCAGCCUGGAGAACACGACGCUUCAGCAAAGCACAGUCGGCAGCAGGGGCCGAAGGCGGCGUGGAUUGGGCAGUUGCGCGGAUGCUCCCCAAGCGCUAUGUCCAGGCGACUGCAACGCAUCACAUCCAUCGGGACGGCAUCUUUGCAGAAGAGAGCCCGAUUUGGGGUCAGUUUGUGUACGCGACAAACGCUUCAGGAGGGCGCUACACCCGGGACCAUAGAUUGAGGAACGUAGGCUGGGCCGUCAUUGCGGCCACCUGGGGACCGCAGGGCCUACAAAAAGUGGGCACCCUCUCUGGAGUGCUUAUGCCCUCCGCGGUGUCAGCAGGGGAGUCCGAAGCAAUCAUUGCUCUCCUGAAGUUGGUUAAUGAGGAGGUGGAUAUAACGACUGACAGUCGUGUUGCGGUGAGACACCUGAAGAGCGAAAAUUUCACCAAAAGCAUGUACUUGUCUUGGGGCCAGGUUUGGGACUCCCGGCACCUAGGUCGCACCACAUGGAUACGAUCGCAUACGACACAUGAUGGGUUUGUGCAGGAGUUUGGCGAGCAGAGCAUUUGGAGAAGGACUCUGAAUGCCUGGGCGGACCAAGAAGCAGACCGGCGCGCCAAUGAGGCACAACCACUCAGUAGAGCGGUCAAGAUCCAGUACCUCGAUAGGGCGGUGGCACAUGUGAUUCAUCACCUGGCCCAGAGGGUAGAGGCAGCCAUGGACCACACGGACAAGGCCUUGGUGAAGAAAACCAUAGCCAAGAGACGCCAGCAAGCACAGGCUCAGGUCAAAGCUUUCAACACAAACUUCACCAUGAAGUGCAAGGCUGUGUGUGGCAAUGUCGCGGCUGUGGUCGCCAGGGCACACCAAGCACUGCCCGAAAGCCAAGCAGGGUCAGUUGAUCAGACCGAAACAAGCUCCCAGGUCUCAGGGUCUCCCCGGCCACAGGGCCAGGGUGCAGUGCAGCAAACUCUGAAAGGCAAAAAGUGCCUCCAAGGCUGGACCCACGGGGUCCAUCAGGUGGAUUUCGUGAAGAUAGCCUGGCCAAACAAGGAGAGAGGUGUGUGCUUCCUGGCCUUCUGGCAGAGGGCAGAGGUGCUUUCUGCGAAGCAGCAGGGCACAAGUCCAACGGAGCGCUCCAAGCAGUGGUGUGCGUGUGCUUGCGGCUAUGGCUGGGCGUGGCACCAGCAGGUAGCCAGCGGAGAAGACACGCACUGUGCCAUCUGUGGCAGGAGUUGGGCGAAGCAGAUCGCCAAGAAGAAGAAGGAAAAGGAAGCCAGAGCCGAGCAAAGAUCCUGGGUGGUGCCAGGAUGGCCCACUUGGGCAGGCCCCAAGGGUAGAGGCAACAAAGGCCAGAAGGCGGAACUAGGGAAGGUCAGUUCGGCCUUGGCAGACGUCUGGCAGGAUCUGUCAGAUGUCACUCAGAAGGCCUUGGCGCGAGCAGGGUGCAAGCCGCCAAGGUUCCAUGACACAGCAGUACCAGGCUGCUCGCAUGGUGUAUAUGAUAGUGGAGCUGGCGACCAUGUGCAAAAACUUCUUGCAGCAGCACGCAUUCCGCCGCCUGGUGAUGAGAACUUGGAGCCAAUAGAGGUGACACUAGGGCAACGCCUGACUUGGGUGGUGACCGAGUUUCGUAAGUCUACGAACCAGAUGCAAAAGCUGGUAAAGAAGCGAGCACUGUUGCAGGCCAGAGCACACAGCCUCCAGGAAGAACUGGAAGCCCUGAUGAUGGAUGUCGCGCAGGUUGGACGCGAAAUCGAGACUAAGGACGCGGAAAUGCAAGACACGGCGCGCGAGUUCAAAGAACUGACAGAGGGCAAGGCCACAACUGCAUAUGGGCAGUUAGAGCAGGUUUUGAAGGAUGCUGGUCACGACUUGGCAGAAGGGACAAAGGCGAAGCUGAAAGCGGCUCUUUUGACGAAGGCGGCUGAAGACGAGAUUUGCCCAGAUCCUUUUUGA